CAUAGCCAUUUUCACAACUCAAAAAACUCCUCUCCCCUAUUCCUUCUCCAACACAAAAAACAGAGUAUAAAAACACAGACAAACACAAAAAAAUGGAGAAUCCAAUCGAAAUUUUCGAUGUAAUAGUAAUUGGUGCAGGUAUAAUGGGUAGCUGCACAGCUUAUCAAACAUCAAAACGUAACCAAAAAACACUCCUUUUAGAGCAAUUCGAUUUCUUGCACCAUCGUGGUUCUUCCCAUGGCGAAUCAAGAACCAUACGUGCCACUUACCCCGAAGAUUACUACCCGAAAAUGGUCUUAAAAUCUGAGACCCUUUGGUUAGAAGCUGAAGAACAAAUCGGUUACAAAGUUUACUUCAAGACUCCACAAUUCGAUUUAGGCCCUUCUGAUCACAAACCUCUUCGAGCUGUCAUUUCAAGCUGCGAGAAAAACUUGAUCCCUGUUCGAAUUAUUGACCGUAACAGCGUGUUUCAAGAAUUCAAUGGAUUGAUUCAAUUGCCUGAGAAUUGGGUUGGUCUUGUUACUGAAUAUGGUGGUGUUAUCAAGCCAACAAAAGCUGUUUCCAUGUUUCAAACACUUGCUAUCAAAAAUGGAGCCUUCUUGAAAGAUAACAUGGAAGUUGUUGAAAUCAAGAAAGAUAGUAUAAAUGGGGGUGUUUUGGUUAGUGUUAAAAAUGGAAAUAAAUUUUGGGGUAAAAAAUGUGUGGUGACAGUUGGGCCAUGGAUGAAAAAGUUAGUUAAAAGUGUGACAGGGAUUGUACUACCAAUUCAACCAUUGGAGACAACUGUGAUUUAUUGGAAGAUAAAAGAAGGGUAUGAAGCAAAAUUCACUAUUGGAAAUGGUUUUCCAACUUUCGCGAGCUACGGUGAGCCGUACAUAUACGGCACACCGUCUCUCGAGUAUCCGGGAUUGAUUAAAAUUUCGGUACACGGUGGGCGUCCCUGUGAGCCGGUUGAUCGGACGUGGGCGCCCACGCAAAGUUUGGAUCCACUCAAAGAGUGGAUCCGGGAGAAAUUCGGAGACGUGAUCGACUCCGAGAAGCCUGUCCUGACGCAGUCGUGUAUGUACUCCGUGACACCGGAUGAGGAUUUUGUGAUUGAUUUUCUUGGUGGGGAGUUUGGGAAGGAUGUUGUGAUUGCUGGUGGAUUUUCUGGGCAUGGGUUCAAAAUGGGACCAAUUGUGGGGAAAAUAUUAGGUGAUCUUGUUAUGGAUGGAGAAACAAAAGAUGUGGACUUGAUGCAUUUUAGAAUUGAGAGAUUUGAGAAAAAUCCUAAAGGAAAUUUGAAGAACUUUAAUGAUCAAGUGAGUUCAGCACAUUAAGUGAAACAUUAUCAUAGUUUAAAUUUCUUUGUUAGUUCUAUUGGUAUUAUGUAAUUGUACCUAUGUUGUAUCUUAUCAAGUGAUGUUAUUAUGUCUUAAUCUUUUA
Solanum dulcamara is the source of this 1425-nucleotide messenger RNA. Its product is annotated as probable sarcosine oxidase. The transcript has a single exon. The coding region runs from base 93 to 1319 and encodes 408 amino acids. The record is from RefSeq and is a predicted model, not a curated record. Gene Ontology annotation, molecular function: flavin adenine dinucleotide binding; sarcosine oxidase activity. NCBI's taxonomy places the organism in Eukaryota, Viridiplantae, Streptophyta, Magnoliopsida, Solanales, Solanaceae.